AUGGGCAACAGCUCUGGUCAGCCACAGUGGCCUCUGUGGCUGCUGCGGCUGCUGCAACUGCUGUUACUGCUGAGCUCCAUGAGGGCUGAAGCACCAGAGCAGCUGGAUGAACUGAGAGAGAGGUUGGGGCUUGUCCCCCCAUCGGAGUUCCAGCACAGGCUCACAGGCAUCAGGCACCGGAGGUCUGAGAGCUCCUGGAAGGUGCCCAACACCUACCUGGUGGUGUUCAAGGAACCCCUGAGGCAGGAGAUGGAGAGUAUUGUCCACCACCUGCAGACCCAGGCUGCCAGCCAGGGCUUUGUCCUCAACGUGCUGCACAUCUUCAAAGACCUCUUUCCUGCUAUCCUGAUGAAGUCACACAACAUUGCUGAGCUGGAUCUGGUCCUGAGGCUGAGGGAGGUGAAGUUCAUUGAGGAGGAUUCUUUGGCUUUUGCACAAGGCCUCCUGCAGAGACGGCAUGUGAAUUCCCCUCUGUACUAUUAUCAAAGGGCCCUCUGGAACAUGCAUCGGAUUUCUCCUGUGUGGAUCCAAUUCUGUGAGCAGGCAGUGACCAACCUUGCCCUCCUCACUGAGUGUCUAGAGGCUCCAAGGAGGCGAAGACAGGCAGGGCCUUCAGGAUUGGAAGACAACCCUGUGGAUGUGUAUCUCCUGGGCACAAGCAUCCAAAUUAAUCAUCAGGAAAUCAAGGACAGGAUUAUCAUCUCCAACAAUGAGACAGUGCCUGAGGAGCAAUGGCUAAACACCAGUGCACACAGGACACAGGACAAUUGUGAAAGCCACGGCACUCACCUGGCAGCACUGGUCAAUGGGCAGAGUGUCGGCAUUGCCAAGAACAUCAACAUACACAGCGUGCGUGUGCUCAACUGUCAAGGGAAGGGCACAGUCAGCGGGAUCCUCAUGGGCUUGGAGUUUAUUUUAAGAAAGCUGGUCUCCAAGCCCUCCAAGCGGAUGGUAGUGCUGCUGCCCCUGGUGAGUGGCUACAGUAGGAGCAUCAACAGUGCCUGCAAGAGACUAACAAGGGCUGGGGCAGUGCUGGUGGCCGCGGCGGGCAAUUUUCAGAGAAAUGCCUGUGCCUACUCCCCAGCAUCAUCUCCUGAGAUCAUCACUGUUGGAGCUAUUGAUUCACAGGACCAGCCAUUUACCCAGGGAUCUCUGGGGACCAACUAUGGCUCCUGUGUGGAUAUCUUUGCUCCUGGGAAACGCAUUGUCAGUGCAUCCAAAGACUGUAAUGUUUGCUAUGUAACACAGAGUGGAACUUCCCAGGCAGCUGCUCAUGUGGCUGGUGUUGCUUCCCUGAUGCUCACUGCUCAACCAAAUCUCACUGUGGCUGAGGUGAGGCAGAGGCUGAUCCACUACUCUGUCAGCAAUGCUAUCAAUGACACCUGGUUCCCUGAGGAAGAGCGAGACAUGACCCCCAACCUGGUGGCCGCUCUGCCCAACACCACUCAGGAAAUAGAUGGACAGCUGUUUUGCAGGACUGUGUGGUCAGCUCACUGGAAACACAGGGUGACAGAUUUUGCCAAGGCUCAAUGUCACCCGGAAGAGGAGCUGCUUGGCUGUUCCAGUUUCUCCCACAGUGGGAAUCGGAAGGGCGAGCGUGUGGGGACUCAAGGUAACAGUCGCAUUUGUCUGGCAUUUGGAGAUAGACAUGUUUCUGCGGUGGCCCGAUGCUGUCUGCUCCCCAGAGCCAACUGCAGUGUCCACACAGCUCCUCCAACCUUGGUGGGGAUGAAGACCUACAACAAAUGCCCACAUCCUGACCAUGUCCUCACAGGCUGCAGCUCCCAUUGGCGGACAGAGAAUCUUGGUGUCUUCCAAAAUACUACACGGAAUCAAGUUCCUAAUCAUCCCAGAUGGUGCACAGGGCACAAGGAGGCCAGUGUUCACGCUUCCUGCUGCCAUGCUCCAGGCCUGCAGUGCAAGAUGAAGAAGUACAGGGCAUUAAGUCCCUGGAAGAAGGUCACCGUGACCUGUGAUGUGGGCUGGACGCUGACCAGCUGUAGUGCUCAUCCCGAGACCUCGGUCACCCUGGGAGCCUUCCCUAUGGACAACAUGUGUGUGGUGAGGCACCAGCACACUAACAUAAGAAGAUGGACCAGUGAGAACUUGGUAAUAGUCACAGCCAUCUGCUGCCAGAUCCAGCCCUCAGGCCAGCUGUAG
This is a messenger RNA of Perognathus longimembris pacificus (Pacific pocket mouse), 2160 nucleotides long. Its product is annotated as proprotein convertase subtilisin/kexin type 9-like. The transcript has 13 exons. Gene Ontology annotation, molecular function: serine-type endopeptidase activity. Lineage: Eukaryota; Metazoa; Chordata; Mammalia; Rodentia; Heteromyidae. The coding region runs from base 1 to 2160 and encodes 719 amino acids. The record is from RefSeq and is a predicted model, not a curated record. Gene Ontology annotation, biological process: proteolysis.